UACGCCGCGAGUGUUUUCCUAGUGCUUUAGUGUUACUUACGCCGAUAUAUUAAAUCGAGGAGAGAUCGGGCCCGCGGCGCGCGCCCAUCGCACGGUCGAACGCGGAAGUCUCGGCUGCCCAGAUUAUCUGGGAAUCCUGUUCCUGAGAUGCCUGUUAGACGGGGUCACGUGGCGCCCAGAACUACGAUCAUCGAAACAAUCAUCCGGAAGUUUGAUACGCACGAUCGAAGCUUCUUAGUGGCGAACGCGCAGCAGGGACUAUGCCACAUUAUCUAUUGUUCGGACGGUUUCUGCCGGCUUACGGGCUUCUCAAGGGCCGAGGUGAUGCAGCGACCGGCAGUCUGCGACUUCCUCCAUGGACCAAUGACAUCGCCGCACGCGGUUGCGGCCCUACGAGACGCCCUUGCCGCGGGCGUCGAAAAGCACUUCGAGAUCCUUUACUACAGGAAGGACGGAACCAAGUUUCUCUGCAGCGAGGUGAUAGCGCUAAUAAGGAGCGAAGUGGACGACAUUUGCCUGCAAAUCAUAAACUUCGAGGAUCUGAGCUCGCAGCCGCCACCGCAGCCCGCGAUCCCGCCGCCGAGUCAGGCCAACAACAGGCUCGCGACACGCUUCGACAGGGCAAGGGCGUCCUUCCGGGCUGGCCUGUCGAGGACCGGUGUCGUCGGUCCGCCGAGGGUCCGGAAUCGACCGCGCACGACGUCUAAUUUGCCACAUCGACUUGCCGACGGGACCAUCCUCGACGAGGACGCUUCUGAGAACUGCCCGUUAACAUGUGGCUCGCCCACAAUGAUGGAAUCUUGGGGCCCUGGGAGAACCGGCACACCCCCGCCGGGUCUACCACCGCCGCCGUCGGGCGGCGGCAACAACAAUGGUGGCGCAACAACGUCGGCGAUUACCCCGAGCAUACCGCAGCCCGGCACCACCGCUCCCAUCGCGAGUCCCGAAGGAGUGAGCGACGUCUCGCAAAAGUCGGGAAUCUGGGAGGGCGCGAACUCGUCUUCGGCGGGUGCCGCGGAGGGUCCUUCACGGAGUGUCUCUCACGCGGCGAGUCUGGACGCUAUCUCGAAGCGAGCGGUAAAACCGGAAACGGCGAGAGCACCUUGUCGCAGUCUCACCUGCAGCGUUUUAGCGGGCCGAGGGAGCGAACACGUCACCCUCGAGCGACGACCAGCGACAGUCGAUAAUCUGGCCGAAGCAGCGAAACAUUCGAAAAUCUUUCCUGGCGUCGCUUCUGAAAGCGAUUUGCAGAAAUGGCGAACGUCCAGGGACAGGAAGUCGCCGUCUCUGAGUCAGAUGGGACCGGAUUCCAUUAAACACAAAUUUUCCUUACAAGACAAUGGAUCUGCGAAGUAUUUUCAAGGAGCGAUGCACACACCAAACAUGGGAGAAAAAGUUGCUCAGUCUUCAAUAUCGCCUGUGCAGGUGCUGUCCCUCGGAGCAGACGUCCUCCCGGAGUACAAAUUACAGUCCCCCAGAAUCCAUAAGUGGACCAUACUGCACUACUCGCCGUUUAAAGCGGUCUGGGAUUGGAUUAUAUUGCUGCUCGUGAUGUACACCGCCAUAUUUACGCCGUACGUCGCCGCGUUUGUUCUAUCGGAUCCGGAUUACAACAGCAGAAAGAAUAAGAAGUACAGUGAUGACCCCAUCGUUAUUAUAGACUUCAUAGUCGACGUCACAUUCAUCGUGGACAUCAUUAUAAAUUUUCGCACGACGUUCGUCAACAGCAACGAUGAGGUGGUCUCCCAUCCUGGAAAGAUAGCCGUCCAUUACCUGAAGGGUUGGUUCAUCAUCGACUUGGUAGCUGCCAUCCCCUUCGACCUCCUACUCGUCGGAUCGGACACUGACGAGCUCGGCUUGGACAAGGACGAGACGACGACCUUGAUCGGACUUUUGAAGACGGCCCGUCUGCUGCGCCUUGUCAGGGUGGCCAGGAAGAUCGACAGAUACAGCGAAUACGGCGCUGCCGUUUUGUUACUCUUAAUGGCCACUUUUGCCCUUAUUGCUCAUUGGAUGGCGUGUAUAUGGUACGCCAUAGGAAACGCCGAGAGACCGACCCUGAAGAGCAAGGUUGGUUGGCUCGACAUUCUAGCCAACGAUACGCAUCAGUUUUACUUUCACAAUAACACCGGCGGGCCAAGCAUAAAAAGUCGUUAUAUCACGGCACUAUAUUUCACCUUCAGCAGUCUCACGUCCGUAGGCUUCGGAAACGUGGCGCCGAAUACCGACGCCGAGAAAAUCUUUACAAUAAUCGUCAUGCUGAUCGGAUCCCUGAUGUACGCCAGUAUCUUCGGUAACGUAUCGGCGAUCAUCCAGAGGCUAUACAGCGGCACCGCCCGGUAUCACACGCAGAUGCUCAGGGUCCGGGAAUUCAUAAGGUUCCAUCAGAUCCCGAAUCCGCUCCGCCAGCGACUGGAGGAGUACUUUCAACACGCGUGGACCUAUACGAACGGGAUUGAUAUGAACAGCGUUCUGAAAGGGUUCCCCGAGUGCCUUCAGGCCGACAUCUGUCUUCAUCUCAAUAGGAAUCUUUUAAACAAUUGCCGAGCCUUCGAGGGGGCCAGUCCAGGCUGUUUAAGGGCAUUAUCCUUAAAGUUUAAGACGACGCACGCGCCACCGGGUGACACUUUAGUCCAUCGAGGGGACGUGCUGACUUCCCUGUAUUUUAUAUCCCGCGGAAGUAUCGAGAUCCUUAAGGACGACAUCGUGAUGGCCAUUUUGGGCAAGGACGACAUAUUCGGCGAGAAUCCGUGCAUUUAUCCAACGGUCGGAAAGUCGUCGUGUAACGUUCGCGCCCUUACGUAUUGCGACCUUCACAAGAUCCAUCGGGACGACCUGCUCGACGUCUUGGCACUCUAUCCAGAAUUCUACAAUCACUUCAGCCAGAAUCUCGAGAUUACUUUUAACAUGCGAGAUGAGGAGCAGGCUGGUGUCGAUCCAAUAUCAGCAAGGUUUCCUGUCAGUACUCCGACCGACGUCGAUGUCGACGCCAGGAGGUUCGCUUUCCGUCCACCAAGAUACCGUCGGGGACCCAGUGCUGGUCCUGGCACAAAUCUUAUUCCCACAGGUCGACAAGACUCCUUGCAGGACGACCAGGAUGACUACGACAAAGGUAGCGGUCAUGGUAUCUUAGAGUUCAGCACGGACAAGGCGGGUCAAGACGUGACACCGUUGAAUUUGGAAUUCGACGAGCCCAAACAGAGAAGCUCGACCUUAAACUCGAUAACGGGCAUGCUAACCCAUCUCAAGCGCAGCAUACCGGAUCUACGUCAGCACAAGAUUCAUCUGCAGCCGCUUACCAGUCACGAUUACCUCGCGAAACAAAUGACCACGCCGCUGACGAAACCGGCGCGCCGGAGUUCCGCCGCCGGCGAGAGUUGCCUCAGUCAAAACGUCGUUCAUCCCACUUCGACAACGUCGAGCCACUACACCACACCAUCGCCCCCGCAGCAUCCUCAUUCCCAUGGCGACUUUCAGAGCGGCCCGGGUCGGCCGGUGGAGGAGAUCAACGCUAGGAUCGAUCAGCUGUCGCGGCAGGUGUCCACGUUGGAGCACUCGAUGGCCGGCGACAUCAGGCUGAUCCUGAGCCUGCUCCAGCAGACGCUCAACUCGUCGAGGGAGAGUUCGAGCAUCGAGAUGAUGCCGGGAACCGCGCCGGUCGGCGGCGCGAGGCAGCCGACCAGCAGCCGGGCGCCGGCGUUGGUCCAGAGAUCGGCGAGCGAGCCGCAGCCACCGACGGUCCCGGCGGGCAACGGAAACGGGAAGAUCCAGCCCAGCACGUCGCACGGCUUGUUCAGACCUCCCAUGAGGGAUCAUCCAAUCUCCACGUCGUCGGGAACGUCACGGCUGACCGUCACGUCGGACACGUCCGCGCUCGCCACGGCGCUGCAGACGGCGUUGAACGGUCGGACCGGGCCUACGAGGUCGCAGAGCCAGCCGGUUGAUCUGGCGGUGCCGACCAGCACGCAGCAGCAGCCGCAUCAGGCAUCCCACGCCGGUUGGCACAGCCAGCCCGCCGCUUUCAGGAGGGGCGAAUACCGGAGUGGAUACAGCUCGUUCAAUAAGCGAUCGGAGCCGGAGGGCGAGGAUCCGUGGAGCUGCGUGGUGCCGGAGGACAGCCGAGGCGGCCAGCGUCCGCGCAGCGGGGACUCGCGCAAGGACACGUCGAAUCAUCGCGGCGGCACGUCGGAGUCGACGUCGGGGCAACAGGGUCGGUCGGGGGACAGCAGACACGAGGGUAGCAGUAGGGGACAGGCGAGCGGGCCGCGGCAGCAGGACUCCUCGAGGCAGACCAGCGAGGACAUGUCGUGGGAGUUCACGAUAAACGAGGCGCCGAUCGCGAGGCUCGAGUCGCUGGACGAGCUCGAUCAGGACCACGGUAGUUAA
Wasmannia auropunctata (little fire ant) is the source of this 4386-nucleotide messenger RNA. It is a transcript of the gene sei, whose product is annotated as potassium voltage-gated channel subfamily H member 2. Lineage: Eukaryota; Metazoa; Arthropoda; Insecta; Hymenoptera; Formicidae. The transcript has 25 exons. The coding region runs from base 148 to 4386 and encodes 1412 amino acids. The record is from RefSeq and is a predicted model, not a curated record. Gene Ontology annotation, cellular component: membrane. Gene Ontology annotation, biological process: membrane repolarization during action potential; potassium ion transmembrane transport. Gene Ontology annotation, molecular function: inward rectifier potassium channel activity.